This is a messenger RNA of Tarenaya hassleriana, 1543 nucleotides long. RefSeq lists its product as uncharacterized. Bases 96 to 1403 code for a protein of 435 amino acids. The record is from RefSeq and is a predicted model, not a curated record. NCBI's taxonomy places the organism in Eukaryota, Viridiplantae, Streptophyta, Magnoliopsida, Brassicales, Cleomaceae. The transcript is spliced from 5 exons.
CUGGAAAUUGAGAGAUCUUCUUCUUGCUCUUCAUCUCGCUCGCUUUCCAAAAUUUCUGCUUCGAUCUCCGAAAAUUGAACUUUCCUGCGAAUUCAAUGGGAAGCGGUAGAGAUAGAGAAGACCCUUUGUCAUUUACAAGCAACCCGUCAUCGGCGUCGUCUCCGAUCACCGUCUCCGACCACCUGGACAGCUUUCUUGGCGAACCCACCUCUCGCUCCGGGAGCUUCCAAAACGAGAGCUUACUCGGCGGCGGUGGAGAGAGCAUCAGCGACUCCGAUUUCGGAUUCUCCCGUCCCGAUUUCCGGUCGAGCCAACUCGCCGGGACCGUCCAGUUCUACGAGAGGCAUGUCUUCUUAUGCUACAAGAAGCCCUCCGUUUGGCCCGCGAGAAUCGAAGCGGCGGAGUUCGAUCGAUUACCUAGGCUACUCUCGGCCACCGUGUCGGCGAGGAAGGGUAAAAUGAAGAAGGAGACCCGACUCACAGUAUGUGAGGGGCAUGAUGGGACAGAGACAUCAAAUGGGGAUGUACUGAUUUUCCCUGAUAUGAUCAGAUACAGAAGGCUGACUCAUUUUGAUGUGGACACAUUUGUUGAAGCUGUGCUUGUGAACGAUAGUGAAUGGUUUCCGGGAAAUCCAGAAUUCUUAGAAGGCUCAUAUGUUUUUGUUUGUUGUCAUGGAUCGCGGGACAAGCGAUGUGGGCUUUGUGGGCCCGCUCUGGUUAGCAGGUUCAGAGAAGAAAUAGAAUUACAUGGUUUUCAAUAUAAAGUAACUGUCAGCCCGUGUUCUCACAUUGGCGGGCACAAGUACGCCGGAAAUGUUAUCAUCUAUUCGAACAUCAAUGGAAAAGUUUCAGGGCACUGGUAUGGAUAUGUGACUCCAGAUGAUGUACCUGUUCUGUUGGAGCAGCAUAUCAGAAAGGGCAAAAUUGUAGACCGGUUAUGGAGGGGUGAAAUGGGUCUAUUGGAAGAAGAGCAGAAGAAAACUCAAGAAGAAAGGAUUAAGUUAAACAAUGCAGCAGUCAAUACAGACAAGAGGAAUGGGAAUGUGUCUCAAGAACCAAUUCAGAGUGGCAACGUUGUCUGUUGCCAGUCCAGAGAGGCAGAAAUUAACGGCUGUUGCCAACAGAAUGGGAACUCUUCCUGUCAGGACAGGACACUGUUGUCAUAUCUGGACAAACCCAGUCAAAAUGGGAGCGAGAAUGCCGGGAAGCUUAUUACUCUCGAAAAAGAGACAGAAAAAGAGAACUUUCAGGUGAAUAACGAGGAAGGAUCUUCUACUUGCAAGGCUUUUGAAAUGCCGACGUGGUUAGAGAACUGGGAGAGAGAAGAUACAUACGCUGCUAUUGCUGUUCUAUGCGCUGCUGCAUCAGUGGCUCUUGCCUAUAGCUGCUACAAGCAUUUGUGACGAGAUUUGUUCGAUUAUAUCUUCCUCUGUGUCUGUGUUGUUGCUGGAAAUGGAAGUGAUUUGUUCGGCCAAGAGUUGUGUCCCCAAGAGUUAAGGGGGUUUGUGUAAGAAUGGUUAUAUAAUAUAUUCUUUCGAUUCUC